Striga hermonthica is the source of this 1905-nucleotide messenger RNA. Lineage: Eukaryota; Viridiplantae; Streptophyta; Magnoliopsida; Lamiales; Orobanchaceae. The record is from the annotation of a GenBank genome assembly.
AUGGGCACCGCCGACGACACCGCACCGCCUCCGGCGAGCUUCUCCGGACGCCGUGCCGCCGUGCCCCCUCCGCAGCCGUUCGUGAGGUCACUGGCGAACACUCUGAAAGAAACUUUCUUCCCGGACGAUCCUCUCCGGCAGUUCAAGGGCCAGCCGGCCGGCCGGAAGGCCGUCCUCGGCCUCCGGUACUUCUUCCCGAUCCUCCAGUGGGGCCCACGCUACACGCUCGACUUCUUCAAGUCUGACCUCAUCGCUGGCGUCACCAUCGCCAGCCUAGCCAUCCCGCAGGGUAUCAGCUACGCCAGGCUGGCCAAUCUCCCGCCAGUCCUCGGCCUAUACUCGAGCUUUGUUCCGCCGUUGAUUUACGCGGUGAUGGGGAGCUCGAGAGAUCUGGCGGUUGGAACGGUAGCCGUUGGGUCUUUGCUGAUGGCGUCGAUGCUAGGUGACGUGGCGAGUCCAGUGGACCAGCCCACACUGCUAGGGUUCAUAGUGGAUUUUUUGUCGCACCCAACCAUAGUAGGGUUCAUGGGUGGUGCAGCUACAGUGGUGAGCCUGCAGCAGCUCAAGGGCAUAUUAGGACUUGACCAUUUUACCCAUGCCACCGAUGCUAUUUCCAUCUUGCGCUCCGUGUUUUCUCAAUCCCAUAAGUGGAGAUGGGAAAGUGCUGUGCUGGGAUGUGUUUUCCUUUUCUACCUCCUAAUUUCAAGAUACUUUAGCAAAAAGAAGCCAAGGCUAUUCUGGAUAUCAGCCAUAGCUCCAUUAACAUCUGUGAUUUUGGGCAGUAUUCUGGUGUAUCUCACCCAUGCUGAGAAACAUGGAGUCCCAGUGAUAGGAUAUUUGAAGAAGGGGAUAAAUCCAGCAUCAAUAAUGCACCUCAACUUUGAUUCGAGGUAUCUGCCAACGGCUAUCAAAACUGGCAUAGUCACGGGCAUUAUUUCUUUAGCUGAAGGAAUAGCCGUGGGCCGAAGUUUUGCCAUGUUCAAGAAUUACAAUAUUGAUGGCAACAAAGAGAUGAUUGCUAUUGGGAUGAUGAACAUUGUGGGCUCCUGUUCUUCUUGCUACCUCACAACAGGGCCAUUUUCACGGUCAGCGGUCAACUUCAAUGCGGGAUGCAAAACUGCAGUCUCGAAUAUCGUGAUGGCAAUUGCAGUUAUGAUAACUUUGUUAGUGUUGACUCCGUUGUUCCAUUACACGCCGCUCGUCGUUUUGUCAUCGAUUAUAAUUGCAGCAAUGCUCGGACUCAUUGAUUACGAGGCCGCCGUUCACUUCUGGCAAGUCGACAAGUUUGACUUUCUCGUGUGCAUGGGCGCAUACGUCGGUAUAGUAUUCGCCAGCAUCGAAGUCGGUUUGGUCAUGGCCAUUGGGCUAUCUAUAUUGAGGGUGUUACUAUUUGUUGUUAGGCCAAGGACUUUGGUGUUGGGGAAUAUUCCAGAUUCCAAUGUUUUUAGAAGUGUUGAUCAAUAUCAAAAUGCAAUUAAAGUGCCUGGGGUUUUAAUUCUUGAAAUUGAUGCUCCAAUUUAUUUUGCAAAUUCCAAUUAUUUGAGAGAAAGAAUUUCAAGGUGGAUUGAUGAUGAAGAAGACAGAAUAAAAUCAUGUGGAGGGACUGGAUUGCAAUAUAUUAUACUAGACAUGACUGCCGUUGGAAACAUUGACACGAGUGGGAUUAGCAUGCUCGACGAGGUCAUGAAAAUCAUCGACCGGAGAGGGCUCAAGCUGGCAUUGGCCAAUCCGGGGGCUGAGGUUAUGAAAAAGUUGAACAACUCGAAGUUUCUAGAAAGAAUGGGCCAAGAGUGGAUCUUCUUGACUGUAGACGAUGCUAUUGGGGCAUGCAAUUACACGUUAAACAAUUGCAGGUCCAAAAUGAACAAUAGUGAUGUAUUAGGAAAAUAUAGUGAUAAUGUGUGA